AUUUUUUGUCGAACGUUCAUAUUGUGUGAGAAAAGGUCGAAGCUUAUGCAAAAGAAAUGUCGGAAAAUAAAACAAUCUGCAAGAGAACUAAUAAAAAUCAGUUCGAAAAGCUAGUCGAACUGAUGGAAUCGAACCCAAAUCUAGCGAGAGGUGUUGGAGAGUUUGGUUCUUCCAAAAAAAACCAAAAGGAAUAUUGGGACCAAUUUGCUACAACCCUCAACUCACUUGGGCCACCUACUCGUGAUGGAAAAGAAUGGCACAAGGUUUGGCUGGAUUAUAAGCUCAAAAUCAAAAGGAAACUUUCGAUGAAUAAAGCCGAAGUGGUGGCAACUGGUGGAGGUAAAUACUCUCAAGUUUCCUUAACACCUUUGGAACAAGCUGUGGAUGAGCUGCUUGGACUUGAGCAAGCUGUAAGGCCAGAAGGUAUGUGCUUUGGUUCAUCUCACCAAAUUUCAGAGGACUUAAUUAUCGGCUUACAAGACAUUGAAGUGCUCAACGAAAAAGACCCUGGUGAAGCCGAUAAACAAAAAUCACCACCGCCCCCACUACCAGCAAUGAAAAGAACCACAAUGAAUGAAACUUCUGAAAAAGAACGCCUUCGCUUGUUACAAGGCCAAACUGCAACACAGACAGAGUUGGUAAAAAUCGGAUGACAUGUUGAGACUGAUCCAGGUUGGACAUAAUUUGUCUUCGAUUGCACACACAACUUCUUUUAAUACUAUGGAAACCGAGGAUUGUGACAG
This is a messenger RNA of Eupeodes corollae, 743 nucleotides long. RefSeq lists its product as uncharacterized. Gene Ontology annotation, cellular component: nucleus. The record is from RefSeq and is a predicted model, not a curated record. NCBI's taxonomy places the organism in Eukaryota, Metazoa, Arthropoda, Insecta, Diptera, Syrphidae. The transcript has 3 exons. Bases 57 to 653 code for a protein of 198 amino acids.